CUUUAGACACAAUCCACCAAGAUAAAUAGGCAACCAUAUAAGCUUUUGUUAUACAAAACAAUCAGCAACUAAAUCAAAGAGAAAAAACACACACAAAAAAAGAAGAAGAAAUGAGUGAGCUUCUCUACUCUCUCCCCACUUGGGAUCUCCAUAACCUUGGAUCACUCUUCAAGCCUGACUUCAAUCUUGAUACAUGUGGUUUCAUGAAUGGAUCGCCGCCGGAACACAUUUUCCGAUCACCGGAUAUGGACUACUCUGACGUCUCCACAGGCUACCUCGAAGACGCACUUAUCGAGUCCGGUGAGAGAAGCAAAAGGAGACGUCUCUUGUUCGAGGAUCCGUCAAAAUCUCCUAACGUUAACGAUUUGCAGAACGAUUGGGGCCUGCAUGAGGGUUAUAGCUGUUUGAAUAGUCAGUUUGUCACACCACAUGUUAACACAGAUGAACUUAAAAGUGGGGUCGGUUACUUUGAGGAGACAAUAUCGACCGCUUAUGAGUCUCCCGACACUUCUGUUUCUUCCGGCAGAAUUUAUGUCCGAGAAAAAACUCCAACCGAACCAUCCUCAUCCAAUUGUGGUAAUAAGAACAAAAGACUAAUCACGAAACUAGUGUACCCAUUUGGAUUGGUGAAACCAGGUGGUAAAGAAAAUGAUGUAACCCUAAAUGAUAUCAACGAAAGAAUUUUGAUGACUCCGUCUAGACCAGUUCGACAUCCUGUAGGAGACUUUGCCUCUCGACCAUGCGUCUCUGGGCGUGGACCGGGCCUCUCCGGAAAAGCCGUGGUGGCUCUUACUAAGAUCCAAACACAAGGGAGGGGUACAAUUACUAUAAUCAGAACAAAGGGAUAAACUAUGUAAUAUCGGUAAUUAGUUGGGGCUGUUAUGUGUAAUAUAAAUGAGGUUUUAGAAAGCCAAAGCGAUCAUUGGCUAUGAGAUAAACUUUCAACUUUGUAUAGAAAGUUAGGCGAGGUAAAUUUUGAAAAUGUUGUACAAUAUAAUAUCCAGUGGAUAUAAAUAAAC
Messenger RNA from Camelina sativa (false flax), 1019 nucleotides. RefSeq names its product protein XRI1-like. The record is from RefSeq and is a predicted model, not a curated record. NCBI's taxonomy places the organism in Eukaryota, Viridiplantae, Streptophyta, Magnoliopsida, Brassicales, Brassicaceae. Gene Ontology annotation, biological process: male meiotic nuclear division; female meiotic nuclear division.